Myxocyprinus asiaticus (Chinese sucker) is the source of this 1565-nucleotide messenger RNA. RefSeq names its product cell division cycle protein 123 homolog. Bases 17 to 1066 code for a protein of 349 amino acids. The transcript has 13 exons. The record is from RefSeq and is a predicted model, not a curated record. Gene Ontology annotation, cellular component: cytoplasm. Lineage: Eukaryota; Metazoa; Chordata; Actinopteri; Cypriniformes; Catostomidae.
UAUCCAGUUUUACAGCAUGAAGAAAGAACAGGUUGUCAACUGUCAGUUCUCUGUUUGGUAUCCUUUAUUCAGGAAACACACUAUUAAGAGCUUGAUUCUACCUAUACCUCAAAAUGUAAUUGACUACUUAUUAGACGAUGGGACACUUGUGGUUUCUGGCAGUGAGAACAGCAAUCAACACACACAGGCUAACAACAGUGACUCGGAUGAGGAGGACAUUCAGUGGACUGAUGAUGAAACCACAACAACAGUUACGGCCCCAGAAUUUCCAGAGUUCAGCAUAAAGGUGCACCAGGCUAUAAAUGUUCUGGGUGGGCGUGUCUUUCCGAAACUGAACUGGAGUGCCCCUCGGGAUGCCAACUGGAUUGCCUUGAACAGUUCCUUACAGUGUCAGAGUCUAAGUGAUAUCUUCCUUCUUUUUAAAAGUUCAGAUUUCAUCACACAUGACCUCACACAACCAUUUCUUCAUUGUAGUGAUGAUUCUCCAGAUCCAACCAUAAACUAUGAGUUGGUGUUGAGAAAAUGGAGUGAGCUCAUUCCAGGAGGAGAAUUCCGCUGCUUUGUGAAAGAAAACAAACUAAUUGCAAUCUGUCAGAGAGAUUACACACAACAUUACCAGCACAUUGCCAAACAGGAGGCCAGCAUCUGCUCCUCUGUACUGCUGUUCUUCAGGGACCACAUUCAAUAUCAGUUCCCAGAUGAGGACUUUGUCAUGGAUGUUUACAGAGACAGCUCAGGACGUGUAUGGUUGAUUGACUUAAACCCUUUCGGUGAGGUCACAGACUCUUUGCUCUUCACGUGGGAGGAGCUAGAUUUUGAGAAUAACCUCACAGCCAAUCAGGCACAGGCAGACAUGGCACAGCAAGAUGGACCUGCCUUUCGGUGCACCACAAGUGAAGUCACAGUGCAGCCCAGCCCAUGUCUGUCCUACCGAAUCCCACAAGACUUCCUGGACCUGACCACUGGAGAAGAUGCAUAUAAACUCAUCGAUUUUUUUUUUAAGCUGAAGAGGGGUCAGCAGGAGGAGGAGGAGUCUGAAGAAGAAGGGGCAGGGCCUCAGUUAUAGAUGAGCAGAGAUGCUGUUUCAGUAGUCCUUAAAGGGAUAGUUCACCCAAAAAUGAAUACAAAUUAAGAUUUAUAUCUCGGCCCUGUAGGUCAGGUUACUAGGAUGCAAGUAAAUGGUGACCAAAACUUUGAAGGUUUUAAAAUCUUUGUUUGUGUUCCACUGAAGAAAGUCAUAUGGGUUUGGAACAACAUGAGGAUGAGAAAUGAAUACAGCAUUUUUAUUUUUGGGUAGAUCACCACAAGUAGGAUUGAGCACUCUAGCUGUAUUUAAUGGGAUGGGUGUUGAGUAAAACAAAUGAAUUUUCUAUCAAAUGCUUUAUUCACGCCUCUCUGUUGCAGAAGACAUUUUUAUGUUUUCUAUCCACAAUAGUGCUCACACACCUAAUAAGUUCAAAGUACAAUACAUUCAAUACUGUGCUAGGAAAUAAUAAAUCAUGUGUAAAAAUUUGAAAAAGAUGAUGUUGUUCAUGAUGCAAAAUAAAAAAAGCAAUAUAAUAAUA